UCUGUUUAAAGUCUUGAAAAAAAUAAAGCACCUUUGCUGUCCAGGUCUCUUUACCCUUCCCUUUUCCUCUUCAUCUUACACUGUCUGUCAAACUUUGCUUUCUCAUGUUACAUAUCAAUUAUAUAGUCUCAACAAAAAAGAUUUAUUAAUAUUCUUUUGUUACAUAGCUUUUGUCUUGUCAGAAUAAUAGAUAGUGAAAUGAAGUCAUGGCUACUACUACUAUGAUCUCUUCACAAGAUAACCAGAAUGCCCUUAUUUACCCUUCUUCUAUGCAAAUGGUUUAUGCUGACCUUGGAUCUCUCUCUCUUGCCUCAAACAAAGAGACUUAUGGUUGCAGGAGUUUUAUGAUGGAUGAUGAUAUGGAAGGAAAAGGCUCUUAUUGUAGUGAGGAGACAAACCCUAAUGAGAAUAAUGGAAGUGGGAAAGAGGAAGAUAAUGGACAGUCUAGUAAAUGUGCUAGAGGACAUUGGAGACCUGCUGAGGAUUCUAAGCUUAAAGAACUUGUUGCUCUUUAUGGUCCUCAGAACUGGAAUCUCAUUGCUGAAAAGUUAGAAGGAAGAUCAGGCAAGAGUUGUAGGCUAAGAUGGUUCAACCAACUGGAUCCAAGAAUAAACAGAAGAGCAUUCAAUGAAGAAGAGGAAGAAAGACUAAUGCAAGCGCAUCGAAUUUACGGAAACAAAUGGGCCAUGAUAGCGAGACUAUUUCCAGGAAGAACAGAUAAUGCUGUAAAGAAUCACUGGCAUGUUAUAAUGGCAAGAAAGUACAGGGAACAAUCCAGUGCAUACAGGAGAAGAAGAUUAAUGAACCAAACUAGUGUUUACAGGAGAAUGGAUCAAAAUCCAAGCUUUGUCUGCAGGGACACCACAACAACAAUGGAGACAGAACCAUCACCACCUUAUUUCCUCAAUGGAGCCCCACUUGGGAAUAAUGUGUCCAUUUUUCCUUAUGCUGCUUCUUUCCAACAUGGUGUUCAUGGUGGUGGGGUUGAGUAUGGUUUUAAUGGUUUGCCUCACAUGAGUGGUGAGAGAGAAGCUUUGCAAGGACCCCUACAUGUUGGUUUCUAUGCUCAACAAGCUCCUUUUGAUUUCUUCUCUGGUAAUAGAAGCAAUGAAAUGGUGGAAGAAUCAAUGAAUCAGAUAAGAUAUUGGGAAGGGACAAAUGAAGAACAUCAACAGCAAAUAUCAAGUUUCCACCAUCAUUAUCCUCAACAACACCAAUAUCUGAUGUCAAUGCAGCAACAACAACAACACCAACAACAAAACAAUCACAAUUUCAACAGUUUGUCAAAUUCCUUAGCAUCAUCAACACCUCACAACAACAGAGAAAACAGUGGAAAAGUUGUGAUUGAUGACACACAUGAAGCUGUUGAAACUCCUCAAUUUUUUGACUUCCUUGGAGUAGGUGCUACAUGAUCUUGAAAUGAGUCCAAAAAAAGUUGCAGAAUUUUCCACGGAAGUUGCUGAAUAUAGGUGUGGUCCAACAUAAAUGACAAGUCAUUCAGAGGCAAAUAGAAAGGAUAGUUGCUUUAGUUUGGUGACUGUGUAAGUCCAUUGCGUCAUUUCUGUUGCUAAUGAUGUCACCCUUUUUGUUACCCACAUGGGGACCCUUUUCAAAAAUUAAUAAUCAGAGUUUUUUAAUGUUCUUUUCA
Molecule: messenger RNA, 1648 nt
Organism: Vicia villosa (hairy vetch)
Lineage: Eukaryota; Viridiplantae; Streptophyta; Magnoliopsida; Fabales; Fabaceae
Product: transcription factor MYB54-like
Exons: 3
Coding region: 207-1412 (401 amino acids)
Biological process (GO): regulation of DNA-templated transcription
Cellular component (GO): nucleus
Molecular function (GO): RNA polymerase II cis-regulatory region sequence-specific DNA binding; DNA-binding transcription factor activity, RNA polymerase II-specific
Source: RefSeq, a predicted model, not a curated record